AUGAUGACAAUAAGCAUAUCCUCGAGCACGCAGGCAGAGGGCUUUACUGUGCCACAUCUUCCUGGAGCGGCUUCAGGUACUAGCGCCACUCCUGUCUUCACUAUUCCAGGCUUGACACAAAGCAUUGGACUGCCAUCUAUCUCGGUCCAGAUAACUACCACGGUGCCCCCCUUCAUACCGAUAUUGCCACCGUUUCCAUCUCCAACACAGUCAUCCGCUCCCGAUUCAACUGAGAUGCAAGCUCAGAAAGAAGCUGUCGUGGAAGUCCUCCAAGGCACGAUGCCACAAUUCGAAGAAUGGAUCAACGGGGUCGAAAUCGAUACAAAGCCCAUCAUCGAGGGAUUCAGAUCUAUCGAACAUAUGGCUGGGAAUCUCUUGAAGGACAUCACUGGCGGUACUAAAGAUGGGGGCUGCACACAUUCACUCUUUGGUGUGUUGCACUGCGCCAUUGACACUGCUUCGAAGGCUGUGACUAGCGUCUCGAAAGGUAUUAAGACAGGGCUCAAAGGAACACUGGACACUCUAAUUGAAGUCACGAACGCCAUUCCCAAACUGAAGAUCGAGGAGGCCAAGGGGAACAACGAUGAUCAGUCAACGAAAUCGGCGGCUAGCUCCAAGUCGCAGGACUCAACUUCCGCCACAUCAAAGAGCUCGACUACAGGCUCUACGUCUAAGACUACUUCGACAAAAUCGACAUCAACAACCUCAUCCAGCACUGAAUGCACGCGCUCUGCUACCGUGACGAACGAACAUGUCACCUGCUCAACAACAGUCAUUGCAAGUACAUCUACAACCACGCUUUGCAAGACGUCUCAAAGCAUUGCUAGUGGAUGUAGCGUCACUGAGUUCAGGACCACCACAACGUUGCCCUUAUGCUCGCAGACGAGCACUGCCACCAAUGCUCACGUUACGUGCUCCCCUAUCGUGACAAGUGUCGCUGGAUCGGCUAGGGGCACCACAUGGCCUUGCACAACAACAAGCACGGUGCUCAGUGGCUGUAGCAUUACAGGAACGACAACUACCACCUCCAUGACCGCGUCCACAAUGCCCAUCAUUUGCGCUCAAACCGGCUGCGAUAUAUGCACGCGCAGCAUUGCCACGAGCUCGCCCAAAUUCGUCCCUCGCGAUUCCAAUCUGGUACGACGAGCUAUGGAAACACCUGGAGACUACGAGAACUAUGAUGAGUUUAUCCUUGCUCAAUUCAGAGGUUUGGGGAAAGACCUCUCCUAUGUGCUUCCACACAGAGUAUAUGCGGGUGACCCAGAACCAGGCAAACCACAUUUUGCAGGAGCCACGACCUCACAGGCCUUUCCAUUCAGGUCCACGGCCUUCAGUACUGCUGUAGAGGGGCUUUUCGGCUGUACCUCACUAAUUGUUGUGUCGACCGGGGGUGUCUUCAUCUCCCACAUAUUCGAAGAUCCAACAUUCUUGGACGGAACUAAAGCAACGCCUCAAUUUCCCAAUGGCUUGUUAGCCGAUGAUGCAGUGUGGGCACGGGAUGUCAGACAAGCGAUCUUCCGCGGAGAUACCACUGAUUGGGUAGUACAGCACGGUCUGGCGAGGCUUACAAUGAAUGAAAAUAUAUUCGACAAGGAGACAUACAAGAUCUUUCCACCUCACAUCAUCACUCCUAUGCCCGUGGAUAUGCCUAUUCCUGGUCGGAAGCCCGGUGACAAAUGGCGAUACCAAGGCAGAAUCGACCAGCUCAAGGAAUUGAUCCGCGUGACAAUGAACCAGGAAGCGGUCAUAGUACCUUAUGAUCCUCUUUUUGGCCCUGAAGAGUCCAGAGAACAUAUGGAUAAGACAGCGCGUGGCAAAGUUCUGGUCCAAUACGAUCCAAAAGCAAAAGUCGAAGAGCGCGAGGAGAAAGACCCAAAGACUGGAGCGAAGCGUAUUUGCUCUUACCAGAUGGCCGGGCUCAAGAUCUGGGUCGACACCCUUCAGCUGGUCUACGAAGAAUACUGGGAUCCUCAUGACAGCCAGAAAGGAAGUCGAGUGCCAGUGCAGACUUUGAUAUUUCACGACGAUGGUCCAGCUACCUCUGUGCCCUCCGCAACUGCGCUCUCCUGUCGUGUCGUCUCAAGUGCCUCGUCUAGUACGACCACAUCCUCAUCGCAUUCCUCAAGGACCGGCGUUCCCAGCACCAAGUCGACAAAAGCAAGCACCAAAACCAAACCAUCAACAAGUCAGAAAUCAACACUGGACAAGACAACACGAGCCACCACAACGAAACACACCCCAACCAACACCAAUCCCACCACAACAUCUCCCAACCCCAAACACCUAACACCAUCCUGCCACAUCACCAUAAUUCAACAAGUAACCUGGUCAAUGCUCUCCACAACCACAAUACUUCCGGGUGGUGUCGCCUGUACUUGCAACAACGGACAAAUCGUCGGAUUGCGCACUGUCGCCAAUGCCGAUGGGAUUUCGGAAUAUCGGUGUGAGGGAAUCGGCGGACCUAAGACUGCUGUCAGUAGCAGCAGCAAAUUUCCUGCUCCGACAAGUGCGAAGCCGACCCAGGAAAUUCAGUCUCCAACACAGCAGCGACCUCCUUCCGCACCAGCUCCCAGUCCAUCGGGCUGUCCAGUCAAUGCUAUGGGUGCGCCGGUUUGUGGAUGA
Messenger RNA from Cercospora beticola, 2622 nucleotides. RefSeq lists its product as uncharacterized. The record is from RefSeq and is a predicted model, not a curated record. NCBI's taxonomy places the organism in Eukaryota, Fungi, Ascomycota, Dothideomycetes, Mycosphaerellales, Mycosphaerellaceae.